AUGUCUUACAACCAGUUCACCAACAUCCGCCGCCAUGAGAUCCUCGAGCGUCUCGGCAUCGAGCAGCUUCCCGCCCUGAUGCCUGGCCAGGAACAUCCGGACGUCGAGCAGGAAGAGCGCCGCCCCGAGGUGCCUCUUGUCAUGCUUCCGGUUCCUGGCAGGAAAUGCCCUUCGUGCCUUGCCAAGGGCGAGACUGUCUGGGUCAUCCCCGGCAAGUGCUGCCCUGCCUGCGGCACCCCUGUCAACUAA
This is a messenger RNA of Diplodia corticola, 249 nucleotides long. Its product is annotated as zinc finger transcription factor ace1. Bases 1 to 249 code for a protein of 82 amino acids. NCBI's taxonomy places the organism in Eukaryota, Fungi, Ascomycota, Dothideomycetes, Botryosphaeriales, Botryosphaeriaceae. The transcript is spliced from 2 exons. The record is from RefSeq and is a predicted model, not a curated record.